AUGAAAUUAGGCACCUCCGGACUAGAUCAAUUCUCGAUUACUGCAGUCACACGAUGGUUGGAUCGUUUUCUGCAGAUCUAUCCAUUGUUAUUCCAGUCAGCUAUGAUGGACGGAGUUGUGAACGCUCUGUUAGGUUCUGUUAGUCGUCAUGAUCUUUGGACAUCCGCUAUUGGUUCACAAUUUUCAAUUUAUUGUCCAAUAGACGUCGAAUGUAACUAG
This is a messenger RNA of Adineta ricciae, 219 nucleotides long. The record is from the annotation of a GenBank genome assembly. Lineage: Eukaryota; Metazoa; Rotifera; Eurotatoria; Adinetida; Adinetidae.